AUGGACUCGGUAAGGGCGUGCACUAUAAGCCUCAGCUUCAGCAAGUUAUGUCCCAUCGGGACGCUGGUAUCUAUCAAGCGUACAUCAAUUAACGUGUCCAACGUGACGUACAGGCUGCAUUCCUCGGCCCGCCUUCGUCCGGGGCUCUGUUUAAAGCGGUCACACAUGAGUCGAUAUGCCGACCUACGAGCACCGACCGAGCUCCAUUCAGAUGAUGUUGACGCUCUUAAGGCCGACCCGGCGAUGGUUCAGCUUCGAGAGCGGAGGGACCGGUUAACCAAUGAAGCGCGCAAAGAAUCUGGAACCCUGAGGAAGGCGGAAGCUGAAGGGACCAAGAUCGAUCAGAUGUACAAGGAAGUCGACAGAGCGCUUCGUUCUGCAAAAAUGACAGCACUCGAUUCGGCGAAGAAAGCCUCUCGACAGCAGUUUUUCGACACAAUCAGCACAAUUGAGAUCAACGAGCAACUUGAUCUCUCCAUGCUAGAUCUCAAUGAAGGCGACUGGGAGCCUAAAAAGGUGGAACACCAUUUGGAAGAACGACGAGUGGUUGCAGAUCUUUUCCCAAAAACCAUCUAUGGAGAGGUUUAG
Molecule: messenger RNA, 588 nt
Organism: Rhinocladiella mackenziei CBS 650.93
Lineage: Eukaryota; Fungi; Ascomycota; Eurotiomycetes; Chaetothyriales; Herpotrichiellaceae
Exons: 2
Coding region: 1-588 (195 amino acids)
Source: RefSeq, a predicted model, not a curated record